AGGAAGAUGGAGGAGAACACUGUCAGAGACAUCGAGCUCGGUAGUGAAACAGUAGGAGAGGAUGCUUUGGUGGGGAAUGUUGGGAAGCUGAUGGUGAACCCACCAGGAUACUCAGGAACGCCACGGAAAGGACAUCUCGUUUUUGAUGCUUGUUUUGAGAGUGGGAACCUGGGGCGUGUUGACUACAUCAGUGAUUUUGAGUUUGACCUCUUCAUCCGGCCUGACACCAGCAACCCACGCUUCAGAGUCUGGUUCAACUUCACCGUUGAGAAUGUCCGGGAGACACAGAGGGUCAUUUUCAAUGUGGUCAACUUUUCCAAGACCAAGAGCCUCUACAGAGAUGGCAUGUCUCCUGUUGUCAAGUCUACCAGCAGGCCCAAAUGGCAGAGGCUCCCGUCUAAGAAUGUGUACUACUACCGCUGCCCCAACCACAGACGCAACUAUGUCAUGUCUUUUGCCUUCUGCUUUGACCGAGAGGAUGACAUAUACCAGUUCGCCUACUGCUACCCCUACACUUACUCCAGACUGCAACAUUACCUUGCCACCUUGGAGCGCAAAAACCUCCCAUACCUGCAGAGGGAACAGCUGGGACUCAGUGUGCAACAAAGGCGUCUAGACCUGUUAACUAUCACCAACUCCGACUACGUUUGUCCAGAGAGGGAGAAGAAGCUGGUCUUUCUUACCGCUCGUGUUCACCCUGGAGAGUCUCCGGCCUCCUUUGUCUGCCAAGGCGUGAUUGACUUCCUGGUGAGCCAGCAUCCAGUUGCUCAGAUCUUGCGCAAUCAUGUGAUCUUCAAGAUAGUCCCCAUGCUGAAUCCUGACGGCGUCUACCUGGGCAACUACAGGUGUUCUCUGAUGGGCUUCGACCUGAAUCGCCACUGGCAGGAUCCCUCUCCACUGGAGCACCCCACACUUCACGCUGUUAAACAGCUCAUAGUGCAGAUGAACCGAGACCCGAGAGUUAGUUUGGAGUUCUACAUCGAUGUUCAUGCCCACUCUACCAUGCUGAAUGGCUUCAUGUAUGGGAAUGUAUUUGAGGAAGAGGAGCGUGUCCAGAGACAGGCUGUCUUCCCCAGACUGGUGUGCCAAAAUGCGCCAGACUUCUCCUUUUCCAACACCUCUUUCAACCGUGAUGUGGUGAAGGCUGGCACCGGUAGACGCUUUCUAGGUGGUCUCCUUGACGAUUCUUCCUACUGCUACACUCUGGAGGUGUCCUUCUACAGCUACAGGACUGCUGACAGCACCGCCCCGCUACCGUACACUGAGCAGACUUACAUGAGGUUGGGCAAAAAUGUGGCUCGAACCUUCCUGGAUUACUACAAACUAAACAGCCUCAUUACGGACAACAGACCAACUCACAUUCAAAGUGCUGAGGAGAUGUACCAGACUGCUGAAACCAAUGCUGGGAAGAACAUAUGUCUUGGCAGAGACACGACGAACAGAGAAAAGGACAAGAACCAGAGUGUCAGGCAUUAGGCACUCAAACGGACACAGUUGGAGCAUGUAUUAAAUGCAGAGCACUGGCUCAGCAGGAUCCAUGUGCAUUUAGAGACUUCGCAUCUCCCUGGCUAUAAAGACUUAAAUGCCAUAUUCGUAACAGUGGGAUGACUGGAUAGCACUUGGAGGACCAAAAUUCAAAUAGGUUCCCUCCCAGGCUAUUUAGUGACAAUAAAACAUGAGCGAUCGAACACUGAGGGUGGACAAACUGGAUUAUUAAUUUUGACUCAAUAUGAGCCCUUCAUUUGGCAGCUUUUUGUUUUAUGAAAGUGCAUGCACUAUUAUUUGCGUAUUUUAUGACUUCACUGGACAGUGUUAUUAAGUUUAUUACCAUUGUAAUGUGUCA
Cololabis saira (Pacific saury) is the source of this 1843-nucleotide messenger RNA. It is a transcript of the gene agbl4, whose product is annotated as AGBL carboxypeptidase 4. The record is from RefSeq and is a predicted model, not a curated record. The coding region runs from base 7 to 1476 and encodes 489 amino acids. Gene Ontology annotation, molecular function: metallocarboxypeptidase activity; zinc ion binding. Lineage: Eukaryota; Metazoa; Chordata; Actinopteri; Beloniformes; Belonidae. Gene Ontology annotation, biological process: proteolysis. The transcript is spliced from 13 exons.